AUGUUGCAAACAAGAUCACAAAGCUUAAGAAAAUUAAUUUUACACAGAAUCAAGUUUGACAAAGUUAAUCUUACAAAUAUUGCACCAAACUUGGAGAUUUUAUCAAUAAAUAAUUCUUUUGAAAAUCCUUUUGGAGAAGGCAAAAAUAAUUUUCAUGAUCUUCAAAGCCUGGAAUUAGAAGAUAAUGAAAUAGAAUUAAACAAAAUUGUUCUAAAAACAAAGUGUAAAUUAUUAAAAUUUUUUAAAAUAAAAGAGAGGGAAUUAAAUAAUGAAGUAAAAGAGGAAUUUAUUUUGUUGCUUAGUCAAAAUUAUCCAAAUAUAACUAGUUUAUGUUAUAUAACUGACAAUAUUAUAUUCUCUUCUACACUUAAAAUAUUUAAAAACCUUUGCCAACUACAACUAGGAGAAUUUUCUUAUUAUGAUCUUCCUUAUAGCAAUCAAGAUUAUUUGCAAGCCUUAGUUUAUUUCAAUGUAGAAAGAGUGAAGUUAGAGGUUCUUAUAUUACCUUUUAAUAUUAAGUUUGAUUUACUUCCAAAUUUAAGAAAAUUUGUUGAAAAAGCCAAAUAUCUAAGGUAUAUAGAAAUAGUUCGAUCAAAAAAUUACAAAGUAGAAAAACAAAAAGACAGUGAGAAAGAAAUAAUUGACCCUUGUCAAAUUAGAAACAUUAAAUGUAUCUUAAAAUUUCAGUUAGAAAGGUAUAAAGACUAUUUUUGUAAUUAUGAGAUGAAAUUUGAAUCCUACCUAAGAACUGAAGAAUAA
Messenger RNA from Dentiscutata erythropus, 759 nucleotides. The record is from the annotation of a GenBank genome assembly. Lineage: Eukaryota; Fungi; Glomeromycota; Glomeromycetes; Diversisporales; Gigasporaceae.